Molecule: messenger RNA, 832 nt
Organism: Gossypium raimondii (Peruvian cotton)
Lineage: Eukaryota; Viridiplantae; Streptophyta; Magnoliopsida; Malvales; Malvaceae
Exons: 4
Coding region: 200-433 (77 amino acids)
Biological process (GO): protein folding
Cellular component (GO): prefoldin complex
Source: RefSeq, a predicted model, not a curated record
AUCCUCCUUCCUUUUAUUGACGACGACGAUGAUAAUCCUAUGCCAGAUUAAGCUGGAUUUGAGCCUAAAAUGUCUGUUAAGGGCCCGGCCCAUCGACAGUUCGGACUUCUGAAGUAUCCUAGAAGCAGUCCGGAUUCUAGAAGAACUAAGACCUCGAAGAAGAAUCAGUUUAACGGUUCCUACUGAAUCAAAGAAACCCAUGGCGUCAACUUCUUCUGCCACCGCUUCUUCGGACCCUGAACUCGACUUAAUCAAGCAGAUAAGAACCUAUGAAGUUGCCAUAGCAGAGCUGGGCAGUCUUUCUUCUUCGCGGACUGUCUAUCAGAAAAAUGGUCACUUAUUUUUCCGCACAUCUAUUCAAAAAGCAACAUCAUCUGAGGAAAAACAACUUGAUCAGGCAAAAGCUAAGCUAGAAAAGCUGAAUUCCCAGUGAUUGUACUUGGCAGUGAUGUGCAGGACUGAAGCCUAUUAUUUGUCACCAACAAAAAAUUUUGGGUUGAAACGAUUUUGUGUUAUCAUUUGUUUAAUGCAAGAUGCAAACUGCUGGACUGAGACUUGAAUAAAUUUUCUCAAAAACAAAUCACAGAGGGAAUUUCCCUUUCAACCUUUCUCUGUGAGAUUAUGAUAUGAGCUAGAAAAGUUAAUAAAACGAUGAGUUUUGGCCUAAGGGAUUAAUUGGUAAAACGGGGCGUAGCAUUUUAGUGAAACGAUGAGUUUUGUAUAACCGAAUUAGCCACGUCAGUUUCUUGUUAUUUUCUUUCUUUUUAAGCAUGAAUAUGUGAGGAGUCGGUUCUGAAAUAUUUGCUGAAUGAAAAACAGACUUCUUCUCCUA